This is a messenger RNA of Rubroshorea leprosula, 2644 nucleotides long. The record is from the annotation of a GenBank genome assembly. Lineage: Eukaryota; Viridiplantae; Streptophyta; Magnoliopsida; Malvales; Dipterocarpaceae.
GCUUCUUCUUUUUCAUCCCAACCGAUCCUUCCUCUCUUAAUUUCAUCGAUCUUUCCAGCAUAAAACUCUCCUCCUUUGGAUAUUCCUUUUCUGCUAAAUCUUCUUGUUCGAACGCAUCUCCACUUGCAUAUUCAGCUCCGAUCCAGUUAGCAUUCAGAAGCAAAGCUUAAGGCGAGGGAGAAGAUUUGGGGCUUAGAAUUCUCUCUCUCAACCCAGAAAUUCCAGAUCUGUUCUGCUCUUUCUCCCUCUGUCCGCUGGCCUCUGCUGUGUGAGGUUGAGUUCGGUUUUUGCCCGUGAGUCCCCUGCAGAAUUUGCCGUCGGCUUCUUCCCUCCGCCAGGUCCGGUUCUGCAGCUGGUUGGAAAUUCUGGUAUGUUGACAGCCCCAUUAAGUCCGAAAUUACCCAUUUAAUAGCUGGGUUUUGUCCAUUUAGUUGAUGCUCUGUGUUGUCCGAAUUUUCUGCUGGGAAUAGGAGGGGAUUCGGCAGUAAAUGGGACCAUGAUUUUGCUUAAUUCAUGUAGAAGUUAGUUUAAGUAGGCUGUUGUAAUGUUCUAGAGAGAAAAUCCCAUGUGUGUGAGUUGUGGUUUGCCAAAGCCAUGCUCUCCAUGUGCUGCCCGUGAGAAAUGGGGAAAUUUUGGUAGCUAAGUUAUGUUUUUAAACUUGGUUUAAGUGUAAAUUAGCUUGAAUUGGGUUGUUGUGAUUUUGGAGAAAAAUCCCAGCUUCCAGUGAGGAGCCCCAAAUACACUGCCUUUCGCUCAUCAACAUCUUUGUUCUGCGUUCUUCAGAUAUAUACAUUUUCUUCCUUGUUAAAUCUUCUUGUUCCCUUAAAAAAAAAAAAAAAGAAGGAAAAAAAAGAAGGGAGAAAAAAGGAAAAAAGGAAAAAAAAGAAAGAAAGAAAGAAAAAAGAAAGUACUGUUGUUCAAACGCAUCUCCUCCCGCAUUCAGUUCUAAGUUAGUGUUCAGAAGUAAAGCUCAAGCUACAAGCUAAGGAAAAUGUCUGAAUUGAUGCCGGAAUUAGUCGCCGAUAUUCUCCUGCGCCUCCCGGUGAGUUCGCUCCUACGAUGCAGAUGUGUUUCGAAAUCACUCCGCACCGAAAUCGAUAGUGAAUAUUUCGUCAAGAAUCAUCUCGACAGAUCAAUCCAGACGGAAACCCGCCAAAAGCUAGUCAUCUACGGCUCAUUGAUCAACCAGAGCUCCGAAAUCUACGUUGCUGAUUUUGAUGACAACCUCGCUCGUGCCCGCCCACUCAACAGACCAUUGAUAUCUCGUCAUCACAACGCACCCAUGUACGGUUAUUGCAAUGGUUUGAUUCUGUUUGGUCCGCAUCUUACCAUAUGGAAUCCAUUUACCAGGCGGUAUAAGAGAAUACCACCUCCAGACGAAUCCAAUGCAAUAUUCUUGUGUUCUGGUUUAGGGUAUGAUUCUGUUCGUGAUGACUAUAUGAUUGUGCUGAUUUCAAAGCCUCAUCUUGGGUGUUGUCACGUCUGGAUUUUUGGGUUGAAAUCAGAUUUUUGGAGGAGGAGCCAAGAUUUGAAUGAUGAUGCUAGCCCAUGGCCGCUGGGGCAUUUUGCAAGUGGCGCUUUGUACUGGCCAUGUAAAAUAAAAAAUAAGUGUGUUGGUUUUGAUCUCGCCAAGGAGGUGUUCUUUGACAUCCCGCUACCGUCUGAUUGCGGGCGAGGAUCUAUCUUUUCGGAUUCCUUGGUGGUUUUCGGAGGUAAAGUUUAUAGUCCUACAUUACAUGAUGGAACUGUAGAAUAUUACUUGCUUGUGAAUGAAGAUAAGGGUGGAGAUGUUAUGGGAGUUAGCUGGCGGAAAGAGUUCACCAUGGAGAAUGUGACGACAAUUCGUGAUGUUUUUCCGCCUAGGCCUUUGGCUUAUUCAAAAGAUAGGAAUAGCAUUCUGCUUGGGGAAGUAGGUGGGGUUUUUUGGCAUAACCUUGAAAACAGAACAAAACAAAGAGUGGAUAUUGCUGGGCUCCCUGUGGAGGGCCGGUACAGAUACAAUGUUUGUUGGGAAAAUCUUGUUUCUGUUGGCAAGGAUAGUGCAUUUGAUGGAGCAGCUGAGGAAGUGACAAAUUGAAGCAGACUUCUUUUAGAGGUUCAAGUUUGUGAAGACUAAUAGCUGUUGUGAUGUAGUGAAUGGAUAUGUUUUUGGAUGGUGAGGAUGAUUGUAUUUCAAUGAAAUUCCAUGUCAAUCCAAUAUCUGUUUUAGCUCUUCUUAUAGACCCCAGUUUAGUACCUUUUGUGGAAUUUUGCUUUGUUUAAAAUGGGACAUGGGAAAUUCCUUAUAUUUGUUUGGGAACUCUGCUUUAGACGUGUAUCAUGUAUUGCAAUGUAUGUUGUAUACGCUUGUUGCUUAAUUCUUAGAAACAGGUUGAAAACUUCUUUUCUGCAUAGCAGUGGUAUGAUGGUGUAGAGUGCAUGUGUGUGGAGGGUGGAGGAACAUGUGAACAUUUAUUUUUUUCAGUGUGUUGCUUUGUGUUCAGGGUGUUUGGACAUAUAUCUAUACUUAUGAUUUAGGUGUCCAAUUAGUUCCUCAAUGCUGGAGUGGGGCAGCAAUGGAAGGAGUCAUCUUACUUUGAAGGUGAGAGUUGUUUCACAGCAGCAGUGAACUUCCAUGGAUGGCAGCAUAGGAAUUGUUGUUUGU